CGAGUCGUUCAGCUGCCACACAUUCCCUGCCCCCGGAAAGCUAAUUUCAGGCGCCUGGCUAACCCUUGCCAGGGAAAUACCGCAGGAGCGAAAUGUUUGUUGACUCAUGUAUUUAGCAGUUUUUGUUCAGGUAUCAGAAUUAUUUGUCAGGAAAACGCAGCGAGUGGAGUUGAAUUUGACUGCAAUACAGAUUAAAGAUGGAGGGUGACAACUGCAGUUUUCCUCCAGAUUUAUCAGAGGAUCAUUCGCAAAGAGGAAGUGUGGCUUCUUCUGCAACCCUGUCACGUGCUCAGGAUGUGCUCGUGUAUUUGUUUGGUGAGAGCGCGGUACACCUAUCUGUAGAAGGGCUCGGCAGCGUCUCGGUGCAGGAGUUGGGCCAUAGUGUUCGUGAGGCUCUGCAUAUCCCUGAGUCCACACAGGAUCCUUUUGCCUUUUGGCUUUGCUCUCCGCUGCUCGAGCUGCAAUUAAAACCAAGGCAUCAGCCAUACAAACUGUGCAGGCAGUGGCAGGAUUUGCUGUAUCGAUUCACUGAGGCGUCAGAAGACGACAUUUCACAAGAUGAACCAUAUAUACAGUACAGACGCAAUGUGUUUUAUCCGAAAUCUAAAGAGCUGCAGAUUGAAGAUGAGACAGUGUUGAGACUUCUUUAUGAAGAGGCCAGGAGCAACGUCCUCUCAGGCCGAUACCCCUGUGACCCCGAGCACUGGGCGGGGCUUGGGGCCUUGUCCCUCGCUCUUGAAGAGGGAGCUGGUCUCGACAGCCAGCAAGCCACUACUAAAAUCAGGGAAAAGAAGCUGUCUUCCUUUGUGCCGGCUCAUGUUGCCAUGGGCAGCGGAGGCUUCUUCUCCACGCUGCGGGGGAAAUCGAGCCGUCAGGCAGAGCUGGAGCAGAAGCUCUCUGAGGAGUAUAGAAAGAUCAGCACAUCCACUGGAACUUCUGCUGAGCCUCAGCAGCUCCUGCACCAGUACCUCAGCAUGUGUCACAUUCUGCCUUAUUAUGGGUGCGCCUUUUUCUGUGGGGAGAUUGACAAACCUGUGCAAGGCAUCCUCCAGCGUGGAAAACGUAAAGCUGUCAGUGUUGGGAUCUGCCUGGAUGGGGUUUAUGUGAUGGAUGUGAAAGAGAAGCAUGUGCUGCUUGGGCUCUGUUUCAGCGAGCUUUCGUGGGACCACAGUUACCCCGAAGAGGAGGGUGACUCGCACAUCCUGUGGCUGGAGUUUGACGGAGAGGAAGACGGCACGCCCGUCAACAAACUGCUGAAAAUUUACUCGAAACAGGCCGAGUUGAUGAGUGGCUUCAUUGAGUUCUGUGUGGAGCUGAAGUCUGCCUCAGAGGGGGGCGCCGCAGCUGAGACGGGCAGCGAGGCGGGCGUUUCUCAGGAACGUGCGGGACCAGAAGCCAGCACCAGGAACGGCCGUGGAGGAAGGCGCGGGAUGCUGCAAAGGCAGAGCAGCGUCGUCUGCAGCCGGAUCCACUCCCUGAACACCAUCAGCUACGUGGAUAAUGGUAAAGAAAUCAAACGCUUGAAGCCGAAAAGAGCUGCAUCCUUCUUUGCUCGACAAGCCCCGGCACCCACCUACUCUGCUGUGCAAACUGAGAGCCUGGAGCAGGGUUAAGCGUCUCUGCCUCAGCCUCCUCAAUGACCAAACCUGAACAUUUUUACACUGAGAUUUAAAAGCGGACAAAAGGACUUAUAUGAAAGAGGCCCAAGAUGUUUUUCAGCUAUUCUCUGAGCAAACCGAGGACCAAGUAAGUGGUAUCUAUGUGUGGGUAUAUUUAUCUUUUAAAGUGAUGUACAGUAUCGGAGCACAUUAAUGUGAAAAUCAAGAUCUUGCUCAAAUCUAAACCUUCAUGGAUUGGACUGAAUUUGCUGUUCAGCAGUCGGCCUUACACUCCCAUCAAGCGCUCUACAACAGAGACGAGCCUCAAAGAAACCCACUAAGUGUAUCAUGUUUCUCAGCUUAACUGCAGAGGGCUGUUCUUCAAACAUGUGACACCUCAAAGGAGCAUCAACCACCACAGAACCUCUUUUCUUUAGCUUUCCAUCAAGAAUGUUGCAGUAUGUCCUAAAGCAUCAAUGUUACAGCUUCCCCUGUCAGCAUGACAAACACUUCUAGGGGGGCGGUUUAAAGUUGUGAUGACACUAUUCUGCUUUUUCAAACUGCCAGUGCCUUGUUCUCAUAAUUAAGGGUGAAGCCAAGUAAGAAGGACUGGUAGAAACAUAAAGGGUUCAUUGUUAUGGCAGCAGACCUGCUGUGUUGUGGAAGUUUCUUGUAAGUACAUUUUUGUUUCAUUUGAUUUGCUGAUUUUAUAUUUGAAGUUGGUAAUCCUUUUUUGUGAAAUUGAAACAUGAAUUGGGUUAGGGUUAGAGCUAAAGAUUUAAGUUAAGAUCAGGUAAUGAAUAAAAAAAAAGAAUACAUUAAAAAGCAGUCUAAUGACCUCCAACAGUACGAUACUCUUCCAGUGCCUUACAAAAGCUUCCAUAUCUAUUUAACGUUUUUACAUUUUGUCAAAUUACAAACACUCCAUUGUAUUUUAUUUGGCUCUUAUGUGAUAGACCAACACAAAGUAGAGCAUAACUAAAAAGUAGAAGCACCCUUUUAUACAAUUGCAGCCACAGGUCUUUUUGGGUAUACCUCUACCAGAUUUGCAUAUCUACUGCAGAAACGGAGACUUUUGCUGAGACUUCUUUGCAACAUGGCUAAAGCCCAGCCAGUCUGGAUGAAGGACAUCUGUAUACAACAGAUUUCAAAUUUAGGUCUGGAUUUUAACUGGGCCAUUUUAACACAUAAAUAUGCUUUGAUCUAAUGUAUUACACUGUAGUGCUGGCUGUACGUUUAAGGUCGUUCUCCUGCUGAAAUGUCAACCUCCACCCCAGUUUCAAGUCUUUUGCAGCCUAAAUCAGGUUUUGUUCCAGGGUCACCAUGUGUUAUCGCCAUCCAUCUCCCCUAUCAGGCCUUACUAGCUUCCUUGUCCCUCCUGGGCUAACGCAUUGCCGCAGCAUGAUGCAGCCACCGUCAUGCUGUGGAAAUGGUGUGUUCAGGAAGAUGUGCAGUGUUAGUAUUUAGUUUCCAUGGGUCCUUUAUCUUUCACUUCACAAUUAUGCACUACUUUGGGUUUGCCUAUCACAAGAACCCCGCCUUUUUAAAUACGCGUUUGGGUUGUAAUGUGACAAAAUGUAAAACUAAUUCUAUGGGAACACUUUUGCAAGACACUGCAUGUCUGUGUAGUUGCAGAUAAGGUUAGAAGUAAAAUUUCUAAAUCUACAUUGCCGGUGACAUUAAAGACAGGCUCACAUUCAUGUAUUAAUCCGUAUUAUUUACCCAAUGAGUAAGCAAAAAAAAAAAAAAAAAGGGUCAUGCAAUAUUAUACCUGUGCCUCUCCUGAAAUGUAAACUAAUUUGAAAUUUGGUCUGUUUAAACUUACUGGUGUUUGAAGAAGAGAGAAAGCAAUAUCGUGACAGAUUUCUAUAUGCCAUCUUUUGGUGUAGUCUGUGGUACUGAUAUCAUGAGAUGAUGUAUGAUUGAAAGGGGUCACAAAGUAUGUGGAGUUUUUACUAGACAGCAUCUCCAAGUUGUGUGCGUACAGCACAUGGUGACUGUACUGUAUACGUUUCGGUCUUCCAUCAAACCUACCUGUCCUACUACUGCCUACUGGGUGACAUAUUUCACUCCUCAGUGCAUCUCUGAACUUCAGCCUGACACAGCCACCUUGAGCCUUUACAGUGCAUUUCAAAAACAAACUCUUCAUUAAAAAUUACACUGAAAGCAGCUUAAUAUUGCUAAUGCUGAUCUCAACCGGAACAUAUGCUCUCAUUUGAUAAAUGUUCUUCCUCCUCUCAUCAUGCAAACUCCAGAAUGUUCUUCUCUUGAGCUUCAGAUUGUAUCUCGGCUACUGUCUGCAACCCGUGUUGCUAACAUACACUAUGCAUGUCUCAUUUUAGUAUCGUCAUUCCGACAGCCUACACCUAAUGUAAUGUUGCACUAAUACUAACAUAGUCUUUAUAAAAAUGUUUCCAUCAGCUGACUGUUUUGAGUAAGUUGGCUUUUAUAAAGGAAUAACUUCCAUCUUCAUAUGUGUGUGUUUGUAUACAGUAAUGAAGGAUUAGGUCUAAUUAAAUGCUGUCUCAUCAAGCAGUCGCUUUGCAGAAGCAGAAGUGCCUUUUUAACUAACUUGGUAUCUGAAUGCUUGUUUCCCUGUUCGGAAAUCAAGAAUAAAAAUGCAUUGUAGGCAUUUUAGCUUUCCUACUGAUGUUGUGUCGUAGGCAGUCAAUUCUGCUGUCUUUCUUUUUUAAAUAUAAAAUAAAGAUGUGUUAAAGUGUGCUUAUUACACACCUAAGACUGUACUGUAUACCGAAGCCAUAUUCAUUUUAACCAGCAUGAUGCACUGUUAGAACUUUAUUCUGAAAACCUCCUUUUAUCACACUUUUUUGUUUAACCUCACAUCUAUACCUUUGUUAGCCUAAAACAUGCUCAUCAUUUUUACCCUAUAUGUUUGCUGAUGAUUAAAAUAAAAAUAUUGUGUUGUAAA
Girardinichthys multiradiatus is the source of this 4527-nucleotide messenger RNA. It is a transcript of the gene frmd8, whose product is annotated as FERM domain containing 8. The record is from RefSeq and is a predicted model, not a curated record. Lineage: Eukaryota; Metazoa; Chordata; Actinopteri; Cyprinodontiformes; Goodeidae. The transcript is spliced from 11 exons. The coding region runs from base 198 to 1613 and encodes 471 amino acids. Gene Ontology annotation, biological process: negative regulation of canonical Wnt signaling pathway. Gene Ontology annotation, cellular component: cytoskeleton; plasma membrane.